Molecule: messenger RNA, 357 nt
Organism: Laccaria bicolor S238N-H82
Lineage: Eukaryota; Fungi; Basidiomycota; Agaricomycetes; Agaricales; Hydnangiaceae
Exons: 4
Coding region: 1-357 (118 amino acids)
Source: RefSeq, a predicted model, not a curated record
AUGUCUGGCGUGGAGGAAGAUUGGCUUGAUUGGCCCAAGCCGUUUCCAGGACUUCGGCCUGUCCAGGCUGAAGAACUUCAAGCCAUCAUGCAAAUAAUGAGCUGCAAACCUCAGCAAUCAUGUUACGAAGCACACACCAACACGCCCAAGCUUCUAAAGCCUUCAAUUGGCUGGGCAAGGCCUGGGGUACUUUCAUUUGAAAUUAGGUUGACGCUCUGGCAAGCGUUUUCCCCCUUUCAAGUGGGAAGGUUUAAGGGCAUGUCAGCAUUGGAAAGUAUGGCGAUCAUGUAUGGCGAUCUGUGUGGCGAUCUGUAUGGCCGAAAAUGUGACAACAGACAUGUGAUGAUCAAAUAUUAG